UAAUAUCUGAGUAAUUACAGCCAUUUUGCCAGAACCACUUACAUUUGAAAAACAACAUCUAAGAACGUGUUGUUGGCACCAUUGAACAUCAUUGAUGUCACCUUUUCAUCACUUAUCAUUUCUAUAAAUCUGUUCUUUAUUUCUCUGUUGACGCAUUUUUUAUGUUUGAUAUUAUCUGUGCCUAUUUAUUCAUGAUCUGGGCUCGUUGGUCUACUCAACAUCAAGAACCGGACUAUACUUAAACAUUCUUAAGAAGUUCAUUCCCGGCUUUUGGUUUCGGCGAGAUGGUAAUGUAGUUCGGACGGAAGAGACCAGGAUCAAUUAUGGAACAUUGAGACGUAUUAACCAAUUCUCGAACGGACCACAAGAGGGCGAUAAGGGACCAGUAAAGUGAUGACUAGCGCGGCUGGGCAAAACCUUGUUUUAGACUUUUCUGCGGCGUCGGUGUGGGCGCAACAGGUGUGACGCUCCGACAUCACCUGCCAAGCAGCCGCGGUUCCCGGAGACCAUGACGCCGAGGCAGGAGCUGUGAGUCUCCGGUGAGCCUCCGAGUUCCUGGGAGCGAAAGAGCUGGAGCGCAGCGAGGACUUCCAGCGCCGCGACUACUAAUUCCUUCGGACGCAAAGGGCGGGUGUGGGGGGGCUUCUCGGGAUGUCAGCGAGGAGUUCCGGGGACCUGGUGCCGAAGGACAUCAGCGACAUCCUGGCCAGGGAGAGCAAGGCCCACAAGAGCAAGAAGCACCGCGGGGGCUCCCUGAGCCGGGCCUUCAGCUGGCUGAAGGGCAAGAAGAAGAAGAAGAGCCCCAGUGGGGCGCAGGUUCGAGGCGGAAAAGGAGGCGACGCCAAGGGCAAGCAGCACCCCCCCGGAGACCCGACAGCCAAAGCCGCGCCCAAGCCAGAGGACGAUGGCAAGCUCACGGUCCACUUCAAGGCAUCGGCGCUCUUCCAGGAGAACGUGUUCAUCGAAGGCAGCCGGCCGCAGUACCUGGAGGACCUGCACAGCGAGGCGCAGGAGGGGCUGAAGAGUCUCCAGCUGGAAGAAAACGAAAAGGAAAACGGACUGCACCACCGGGAUGACCAAAGUAUCAGCUCCUCUAUGACCCUACAGCCCGAGUCUGAGGCCGUGUACAGGAACAGGAAAGGAUCAUUAGAGUCCACAAGCACAACAGCAGACACCGUAUCAGCUGUAUCAACACGCUCUGCACUGGUGCGCGCAGGCUCUACCUUCAAGCCAUGCAAUAACCCUAAAAAGCCAGAAAAGACCAAAAAGAGAAGCCGAAGGACCACUAUAAUGGGAAUACCACAACAUGUCCAAAAGGAACUAGGGAUUGAUAGAGGCUCAAGAAUACACCACAGUGUAGAUGGCCCAGUCUCAUUCCAGCUGGCAAACGGAGGCGAUGGUUCUGUGGUUAUACCAACCAUUGAUGGAGAAGUGCAUGCAGCUAAUCAUGAGGGCGCCAGGGUCCACCUGCAGGCUAUUGAAGCCAGCGAAGAGAAGCUCCUGAAGCGUCACAUAAUGGCAGUUUACAAAGACGACCUGGCCUUGAACCAGAAAGUUGGCCCCAGGUUCUCUCCCAUACAGAGGCCGAAAUCCCUGGCUGUGCCGGGAAUGACCACGCACAGUGUUAUGCACGAGCCUCCAAGCCCCGUGAUGUCCAUGUCGCCCCAGGCUACUUACAUGUCCAAGAUCAUACCCAACGCCAUCCUGCCUGCCUUGGUGGAUGUCAUAGAGAUUAACAGAAGCCGCAGCAGGAGCAGCGUUCGCACCGUCAGCAAGAGCAGCCUGGUGACGGCCAGCCCAGCCUCCACCCGGUCCAGUAUGCGUUCAUCUGCCCGCAACUUCAACACGCACGACCUCUCCUCCAACAGCUCCAACUGGAGCCACUCCCAGUCUUCCGAGACCAUCGUGUCCAACUCCUCCACCAUUUCCUCAAAGGGCAGCGCCAAGAAAUCCCGGGCCCAGAAUGGUACGGAAGAAUGCCUUCCCAAGAAGGAGAAGUGCGACCGGAUGAGCGUCAAUAGCUCGGUCAGCUGGGCGAGCGCCUCCUGCAGCCUGGCCGCCAAGCACAGUGGAGGCUCUACGUCCCCGGCUCCUAGCACGAGCAGCAUGGUGGAAUGCUCCGACACCGCCAGCAUCCAAAGUGACCGCUCCUUCAACCGGAACUUAUCGGUGAUGAAGAUGAAAAGGCCCCCUGCCCCCCCAAGGAGGACAUAUUCCCUGCACCAGGACAAGCUGAAACUGGAGCACCAGGUGGACGAGGUUUUCUCACCCGGUUCCCCCAGCAGUGCCCAUUCUGGGAGUCCGGCUUAUUCUGCAGACUGCAGCUCUCCAGAUGAUUCCAGAUCUCCUGAGGCGGCCAGCCCACUCGCUGAAGACCAGAGGGCAGGUAGAAUUGCUGUACUGAAGGAGAGUCCGGGUUCGAAUGACUCUUCCCCACAGAAACUACACUCCCUUGGGAGCAAGUUUGAGAGGACCUUGUCUCCUUCCAGCGGCUACUCCAGCCAGAGUGGCACCCCCACUCUCUCCACCAAAGAGAUAGCUGUUUCACCUUCUUCACCAGGCAGGCAGAAAACCAGGCCAGCAAAACCAGAGAGAACUGGCUCCCGGUUGUCUCCUGGCAUUUCCGUCUCCUCCUCAUUGACCUCUCUGUCAUCGGCAACAUCAGAGGCUGUUCACCAAGAGACUUCGACCAAUGCUCAGCUUGUGCAGCCUAAACCUUCUUCUCCCGUUGUGUCCGAGAGUGCUGAAGCAAUCGCCUCACCUGCCGUAGUGAAGCUCAAAGAGAUGUUUGAAAUUCCACCACCGCCAAAGGUGAAAGCACCUUCUCCUCCUCCUCCUGAGACAUGGGUCAACAAAAUGCGGACCUUUGAGAUAUUGUAUGGCCAUAGUGUCAUUACAAAUAGAUUUGCUACCAAGCAGAAGCAGCAGCAGCAGGAAUCGCCGAGGGAGGUUUGCUCAGUGGAGGAGCCAGGAAGUCCAACACAAGCGAAGAACGAGACUCAAGCAGUAGAGAAAACUGAACUUUCAUCUGCCCAGCAAGAGUGUCCAGGACAAAGCAAGAUGGAGUCUCCCCCUCUGCAGAAACUGGAGAGCCCAUCCCAAAGUAAGAAAGAGCUACCAGCAGCACCUAAGCAGGAAAGUCCACCAGCUCAAAAGAAGGAGCCCCCUCCAGUAAUGAAAAAGAGCAGCCCAGCUGUGCAUAAGAAGGAAUCUGUGCCAUUGGUUCAGAAGAGUCCAUUACUACAGAACAAGGAGAUUUCACAAGAGGAGAAGAAGCAGAACCUUCCCCUUGAGAAGACGAUGACCCCAACACCAGUUGCACAGUACCUUGCAGCUCCAGCUCCAGCAAAAGUAGGCCCUUCGCCACCCCCUUCUCCUCCCCCUGCUCAUCAUCCACCCCCACCCCCUGCCAAGAAGACCCCUACCUCAUCUGUUUCUUCCCUCCCACCUGAGCCUCUCCUGGAGACCCCCGGACCCGAAUCCACAUGGCCACCUCCUCCCCCUCCAUUGGACGAACCGGUAGCCGUCGUGGUUACGCAGGAUGAGCUGGACUUCUCCUUCCCCCCACCACCUCCUCCUGUUUCUCAGGAAGCUUUCCCAGAAAUAGGGAGUUCCCCUGCUAUGCCCGAGAGCUCCAAUCAUUUGUUGGCUUCAGAAACAAUUACAGGUUCUGUAACAGUACAGCCUGAGGAAACAAAUACAGUAACCACCACAGCAGUAAUAGAAGCAGCACCUACAGAUUCAAAGGAGGAAUCUGCGAUGUUGCUGCGUUCAGUGUCAGAGCUGCAGAAGGCUGAGGUAAUUCCUCAAGCACCCACUUUGUCAUUGGCCAAAAUCAAACCCAGUGAACCUCCUCAGACAGUUUCCCCUCCAGCAGCUUCUGCAUCAGAUCAGUCUUCUUCUAAAGUCCAAGUUCAGCCUUCUCAAGAAAAUCCUCCAGGAGCUGCCUGUACACCACUGGCUUCUUCUACAAUCGCACCUGCACCCCCACCAACUGCUCCUCCGGCUCCUCUCCUGGCUCUAGAAAAGCAGGCCCCUGGAAACUUCAGGAAGCAGCCAAGCCUGUCAAGUCAUGAGAGUAAGAACAAGGAGCUGCUUUCACGGAGCAAAAGCAUGCCCCCACCCAAAGAGGACGCCAGCAUCCCUCUGGUGACGCCGUCCCUUCUGCAGAUGGUACGUUUGCGAUCUGUCAAUGUGGGAGGUGACCAAGCCAAGGCCCCCGAGGAGGAAACCAAAUCGAGUGAUGGAAACGGAUCGAGCCAGGACCAGAGCCAGUCCCAGAAUCAGAGCGUACCCCAAAAGCCGAUCCGCAAAUCUCUUUCUCUAAAGUCUCCACCUGCUUCCGCGCCUUCGCCUUCCAUGAGACUCCAAGAAGCCAUUCGCAUGAAGACGGCCGCCAUGUCUUCCAAAGAUGGAUACCAGGCCAGACUCGGCCUACGGUCAUCCUCCUCUUCCACAGCCAGCAAUGAACCGGGGGCAUCUUCCCCAAGGUCCCCAGAGGAGGGAGCCCUUCACAAAUCUCCAGCCUCCACUGCCAGCUUCAUCUUCUCCAAGAGCACAAAGAAAGUUGUCAUCGAGACGCCCUCGUCGCCAGAGGCUCAGACCGAUCUCAAGAAGAACCUAGUGGCAGAGCUCAUGUCGGUCUCCAGCCCCACUAAAACGGCGACAAGCCCCCCACCGUUCAGCGGCAAACCAGCAACUCAGAAGAAACCAGGCAAAGUGCCACCCCCUGUGGCCAGAAAGCCAUCACAUGUAUCAAACAACCCAGUCAAGCCCGCAAGCCCAACAACAAAGACGGAGAACUCUCUGAGUGAGCAGCAGACUUUGUCCACUGCAGAAGGGGAGCUGAAGGGGCCAGACACACACGAGCAGAUAGAGAGCGUGCAACCUGCUGGCCAGCAAGCACUACCAAAGGAGAAAACGGAAUCUGCAAGCAAUCCAGAAACUGGAAACCCGGUGACAUCUUCCACUUCAUGAACGAAGUCCAGCAUCUGAAGACUGACCGGUCAGAAAUUCAGGAACACCUCUCUCAGGGACCUGAACAGGUCAAAGGUCAAGAGAGAGAGAAGACUGGAGCUUUUCAAAGGGAGGACACUUUAUGAUAAGCCUUAGCCUAAAAAUGGCCUUCAUAUUUAUGCAAAAAAUGGUGUUGGUCUUUAAUUUCUUUAAUAUAAUAGCUUUAUUAUGGAGUAUUUUUUUAAAAUCCUAAAGACUUUAUGCUUUGGCGAAUUGUAAAAAGAGCUCUAGUGCGAUGACCUGGGCACUUUGGGCUCCAGUUCUGUGGAUUGUUCCCAUCUGGUGCUUGACUGCAAGUCUAGGUCUCCACCUAGUGGUUGUAACAGGUAGAAACCACUGCUGCCACGUUUUGGGGGAAAAAAAAUCUUCAAGACAGCUGGUGGAUGGCCAGUUCUGUGUGUAUAACACCUGGAAGCUCUAUUUUCCAUUAAAAAAUGCACUAUUCCUUUUUGGAGUGUAGCUGAAAAUACUACUACUAUAUCCCUUUGCUGUUGGUUUUAAUACUGUUAUUUGUUAAAAAAUUAAGCUUAUUUUCUUUCUAAAGGACCCAAUACAGUAUCCAUUCCACUUGAAAAGAUUGAAAAGUACAUCUUUUUUUUGUAUUUUUCUUUGUUUCAAACAAAGGAUGUUACAGACCUUGCAAGAAAAACAUAAAUUUGUACUAUCCUCUACUUUUCGUUUUGUGUGGGGGGAAAAAGUAGGUUGUGCUUGACAAAAAGGGAUAUUGCAUCUUUAAAUUUUUAAAAAAUGAUAAAGUUGGCAAUCAUUAAAGCACUUUGUAUGAAUUAAACCUGUUGCUAGGAUGUCCCAAGUUAUGGGAAUCUGCAAAGCAGUGAGAGUAUGGCCGAGAGUAUGGUCCAGUAAAGUCCUUCAUUCCACCAACUUAAAUAUUAGGAAAUUAGCUGCUUUUUAGUUAGGCUCUAAGGCAAAAAUGUAUAAGACACUAUUGCACUGUUCCCAGAAAAUAUAACAACUUAAAGAAUUCUGUCUAACUUUCAAAGGGGAAACUGGAGUUGUAAUUAUUUUGUAUAUUUUGUAAUUUUCACCUUUUUUCCCCAGUUUGCCUCUUUUUUUCCCAGAAAGACUGUUUGGUUUACUGGGGCUGGAUCUAAUUCUAUUAGACAGAUCGCAAUGCCUGUUUUAGUCUUGUGCCCAGUGGCUGAAUAUCUGCUGCUCAAGACUGGACUUCACAAACGUGGACAAUUCCUUUGCAUUUGAGGUACUGCAGUUUGGGGGGGAUUAAUGCUAGGUAGGCUGGCUAAGAGCUGGAACUUGGACAGAAUAGAAAUCUGUUUCUGUAUAUGUUUGAUCUGCUUAAACUUCUGUUCACUAACAUCCUCUCCUGAGAAAAGUGAGUUUUUCAUGUCAUUAUUAUUUGACUGGUACAAAUGGGUAAAGCCUUACUUUUAUGGUUACUGUUACUGUUCUAUGGAGAUUGAAAACAGAGAGCUGUCUUGGUCUUUUGUGCAGACCAAGGUGAUAGUCUGUUCUCCAGAGAUUUUUGUCCCAGAACACAACCAACCUCCUGGUUGCUGUCAGGGCAGUGAUGGGACACUGGUGUGCACUAGAACAACACUCACAUUACCAUUUUCUGAAGCCUUUGAAUCCUUCAUUUGAUAAAAAAAAUACAAAGUUUUGCUGUUGCGCAUUUCAAAGUGUGGGAUGUAUCCAUUUUUGCUUCCUGUUCUGAAGGAUAAAGGCUUCCUAAUUUUCACUGGCACGGUGCACGCUGGUAAUUGGGGUAUUGAGUGUUUUGUCUUUUGUCUUACCUUGUAGAAUUAAAAUACCCUUCAAGUCAAGAGUGAGGCAGUUGCUUUUUGUAAAGCUUAUUGUUGUGAGUCAACCACAUGCUUAGGAGGGAACGGCCGGGCUGAGUUGAGUACUCCGGCAUGACAAGGCAGAAGUGAGGAAGAGGAGCACAGUGAAGGGACAUGAGCCAUUUGGUCAUACAGUGCAUGCCACCAGCUGUGGAAAAGGAAACCAAACAUGGUAUAAACGCAGCAGGUCACCUGAAAACUGCAAACACACCAUGGUAAACCUCUUCAAGGGGUGCCACUACAGGGGGGAGAGCACAUUAGAUGGCUUUCUGUCACAAUACCUAGUGUCUGGAUGCAGGAUCGCCAGUGCCGGUCUUGGAGGGCCACUGUGCCUGCUGGUUUUCUAGGCCUCUGUUCAGAGCCAGCAGCUGGAGAGCUGGGAGAAGCUGCUGAAGAAACGCACAUGGCCAGUAGUGAGCUGCUGCAGGCUGUCACAAUCCCAGCUCCACCCUCCAGGAGUCCUACGCAAGCAACCUGACCUUGCUUAGAGAACGAAUCUGUUCAUUGUUAACCUGCAAUAACUUGACCACUGUUUUUCACUUUUUUAAGCCUUUGUGUUGAGACGAAGAAACAGAUGCAAGGAAUUAAGCUGCCCGUUUGUGCAGAUGUUGGAGUUCACCAUCGCAGUAGAUCGAGGGUCUCGGACACAGUAACUGGAAGACCCAGUGUUUUCUGCUUUUUGAUCCAUCUUGAGCAGUCAAACACUUAACCUUCUUCUGGAUACAAGCAAGAAUUUUCUUAAGGUCUUUUACAGUGUAUAACGUGAAUUAUGCACUGGAGUAAAGGUACAGUUACUUAAGAAACAUCUUGGAGCCUGCACAGAUGUGUUACAGGUUCACAGCAAAUUAAUUAGACCAGAUCUGUAACUGUGAGUUCAGGUGGAAGACUCUGGUCCCUAAAUUGUUUCAGAUUGUUUCAAGUGUUACAGAUGAUCCUGGAAGUCAAAUAGGGGCUGAUCUCAUAUGUAACAUUAUAUAGUUUACAGCUAUGGAAAAGAAUUGUCUUUUUUAGGAUCACCUCUGUUCAAUAUCAAUAGGUUUGUCUUUGAUGAAAGGGUCAAAGUAAGCUAAGCUCAUGUUUGUGUUGUGGGCAAAUCGCAUUACCUUCGUAUUCACUGGAGAUCACUGACAUGUUGUAAGCAGAUCACUUCCAUCAACAGCGUUACACACUCCUAAACUCAUAGAAGGAACUCUUCUAUAAUCUGCAAUGUGCUCCUGACUUUUGUAUGUUAUCUUCUCCAUUGUAAGUAUUACUUCAAAACUCACUUUUAAUUGUCUGUUGCUGUUCUAUAUAUGAAUUACAUGCAUAAAACAUGCAGUACUACACUAAAGUUUUUUUUUAUGAUUUCAAUGGGAACAGGUCUCAGUUUUCCACUGUGUACAAACAAUACCUUCUGCCUUGGAAAUCCAAAGUAAUUAUAAUAAAUGUACAGUUUAAAUGUCUUUGUUUAAACAAAAGUAUAAAUAAAAUGCCUUAGAAUUCUUUAA
This is a messenger RNA of Lepisosteus oculatus (spotted gar), 8320 nucleotides long. RefSeq names its product NHS like 3 (gene nhsl3). Lineage: Eukaryota; Metazoa; Chordata; Actinopteri; Semionotiformes; Lepisosteidae. Gene Ontology annotation, biological process: cell differentiation. The record is from RefSeq and is a predicted model, not a curated record.